Anopheles arabiensis is the source of this 1551-nucleotide messenger RNA. RefSeq lists its product as uncharacterized. The coding region runs from base 134 to 1390 and encodes 418 amino acids. The record is from RefSeq and is a predicted model, not a curated record. Lineage: Eukaryota; Metazoa; Arthropoda; Insecta; Diptera; Culicidae. The transcript is spliced from 5 exons.
ACCGACGGCCAAACAUAACGGUCGCUAGCAACGGCGAACGCGCGCGCGCAUACCCGAGUGGACUGAGCAACUUCGCGCGCAAUCAAAACUCGCUAAGUGAUACAACGAUCGGGAUCGGAACCGGCGCUUCACGAUGGCAUUCAACAAGGAUGAGAUGAACGCACCGAGCUGGAUGAACCGAAGCUUCUUCGAGAAGGUGUUGCGCCAUGCGGAGCGCAACAGUGCGCUAACGGUGGACGAGUUCCGCAUCCUGCCCGGCACCAAGCCGGGCGAUCACUUUGCGAGCGUGAUCUUUCGCGCGAUCGUACGCCACAGCGGAUCGGCGGACGAGGUGUCACUGAUCGUGAAGACGCUGCCCUCCGAGGAGGGCCUGAAGAAGGACAUCCUCAAGGAUGGGUACGUGUUCGAGACGGAGACGCUGAUGUAUACCGUCAUUGUGCCGGCGAUGCAGCGGCUGCUGCAGUCCGUCGGCGAUCACACCGUGCUGGGUGCGAGACUUCUUUAUCAUGAAAAGCUUCCCACCUGGGUCAUGGUAUUUGAAGAUAUCACCAAGCAAGGGUACGAGAUGAAGGUGAAGCAGUUGGAUUUGGAGGAAUCCAAAGUGGUCUUUGCCAAAGUGGCCCGUUGGCACGCGGCCUCCAUGUACCUUGUCGACACGUUGCCGGAAAUGAAAAAUCUUAACAAAGGCGUCUACAAUUUGUUCGAAGAAAAUCAUCAAUUUUUGCAAAUGUGGCAAAGCUGCAUCGCGAUGUUGGCAGGGAUAGUGAAGGAAAUGCCCGGACUGGAGCAAUAUUCGGAAAGAAUCGCCAGCAUAAAGGAGACCAUUUUCAAGCGUGCAUCCGCGAUCUACAACUACGACCCAUCGUCCUACGUGCACGUGCUGAACCACGGUGAUUGUCACUUCAAAAACAUGAUGUUCAAGCGAACGGAAGGGAAGCUGGACGAUAUUAUGCUGCUCGACUUCCAGCUCAGUCUGUGGGGAACGCCAGCGGUCGAUCUUAUCUACGCGAUGUACAACUCCGUAUCGAUCGACACCCGCGAAGCGCACCGUGACGAAUUGAUCAGUUUUUACCACGAGGAGCUUACUGCGUGCCUGACCAAGUUUGGCUAUCUGCGCAAACUGCCCACCCUGUUGGAGAUACAUUUAGAGAUGCUCAAGUGUGGUCAUUUGGAGUUCCUGCUCGCGGCCACCUUUGUGCCAUUCAUGUGCGUAGAUGCGACCGAAAUCAUGGACAUACCGGAGAACGGUGAAGGAUUCGAGAUGGAUUUUGCCGAAAUCGACAAGAUGAUGGAAAGUUUCAAGAAGUGCUUCCUGCACCCAGUGUACGUUGAAUUCAUUACGAAGAACCUUCCCAAGUUCGCUCACAAAGGUCUAAUAGAUCUGGAGUGACGUUGGGAAGCGAUGCGUUGCAGAGCUUGCGAGUAUUUAAGGGUUAAGUGCAAUUCACCCACCGCAGGAUAGUGAAAAGGAAGCGCACGCCCUAGUCGUACGGGCACAUUCGGUGGUAUUAAGCAAUAAAGUCCAAGGAUGAAGAGAGCCGUCCCACUAUA